Molecule: messenger RNA, 1479 nt
Organism: Austrofundulus limnaeus
Lineage: Eukaryota; Metazoa; Chordata; Actinopteri; Cyprinodontiformes; Rivulidae
Product: inactive pancreatic lipase-related protein 1
Exons: 13
Coding region: 1-1422 (473 amino acids)
Biological process (GO): lipid catabolic process
Molecular function (GO): protein binding; lipoprotein lipase activity
Source: RefSeq, a predicted model, not a curated record
AUGGCCRCCACAAUGACGCUGAGACAGUCUUUGAGUCUCUUCGCUUUUGUUGUCGGCACAUUACACGCCGCUGAGAUCUGCUUCGAUGAGCUGGGCUGCUUCAGUGACCUUCCACCUUGGGGAGGCACGCCUCAGAGACCAGUGGGGGCUUUGCCGUGGCACCCUGAGGAGAUCGGUACCCGCUUCCUCCUCUUUACCCAGCAGAACCGCUACUACCAGGAGAUCAACGCUAAUGAAACCAUUGAUGCGUCCAACUAUGGUGGGAAGAGGAAGACUCGCUUUGUCGUUCCUGGGUAUUUGGACAAACAAGAUGAAGACUGGUCACAGAGCAUGUGUAAGGCUAUGGUGCAGAAGGAGAACGUGAACUGCGUUGUAGCUGAGUGGAAAAAAGGAGCGAAGACUCRUUACACUCAGGCAGCCAAUAACGCCAGGGUGGUCGCUGCCCAGGUGGCAUCCAUGAUCACAUUCCUCAUGGACCACUUCACACAGACCACUGAUAAGUUCCACAUUAUCGGGCACAGCCUGGGCGCUCACAUUGCUGGGGAUGCUGGGAGCAGAAUCCCCGGUCUGGCAAGGAUCUCAGGCCUGGACCCAACUGAACCAUACUUCCAAGGCACCGAUGCUUUUAUGCAUCUUGACACCAGUGAUGCAAUUUUUGUUGACGUCAUCCACACAGAUGGACUUCCUUUUGACCCCAAACUUGGUUUGGGAAUGACAGAGUCUGUGGGUCACAUUGAUUUUUACCCAAACGGAGGAGAACUGAUGCCCGGCUGCUCGGCCAACAAAGGAAAUCCAUCUGACCUCGACUCCAUCUGGGAGGGAUCCAAAAAAUUUGAUGCAUGCAACCAUGUCAGAGCCUAUGCGUACUACAUUGAAAGCAUCAGUAAACCCCAAGGCUUUGUUGGAUUCUCCUGCUCUGAUAAGGACAGCUUUUCUGCUGGAAAGUGUUUCCCAUGUGCUGAGAGCCGAUGUCCUCUGAUGGGACACUCUGCUGACAGCUUCGAUUUGAGUGAGGGCGUUUUAAAUACAAAGUACUUCCUCAACACUGGCAGGUCAAAGCCAUUUGCCCGCUACAGCUACCAAGCAAAAGUGACCCUGGAUGGUCCCAGCUGGCCCAACCUCGGCUUGAUGUUCGUGGCUCUUGCAGGGAAAAAAGAAACCACCAAAGAGUUCCAGCUGCAUGUGGGUACGCUGAUUUCUGGGAGAGUGUAUGAUCUGAUGAUUGAUGCUGAGGUGGAUGUGGGCGAAGUGAUGGAGGUGAAGUUCAGGUGGAACAACCACAUCAUCAAUCCACUGAAUCCUAAAUACGGUGCAUCGAAGGUGGAGCUGCAGAGAGGAAAAGACAAACAAAUAACCCUGUUCUGCGGACGAGAAAACGUGGCUGAGAACAAGAUCCAGUCUGUGCUCCCGUGUGACGUUUAAGCGGCCAGAGUCAACACACCCUUCUGGAUAUUUCAGUAAAGAUUUUGUGUCAAAUCU